CUUAAUGGCGGCUGCGGGUGGUGGUGAGGAGCAGAGGUUAGCGCAGUGUCAGGCGUAUGUGCAACGGCAUAAUAUCCAAGAGCUAGUUAAGGAUGCUAUCGUCAGCCUUUGUAUUCACAAACCGGAUAACCCAGUUUUAUUCUUGAAAGAGCACUUUGAACGACUUCAUGAACGUCAAUUACAGGAAUCAAGUCAGGGUGCAGAUCAGAACGAAGAUGAUGACACGAUUGAGGAACCUCCAAAAAUGCCGUCAGGGAAGCGCAGGCAUGGGAUUAGUGCAGAGCCUCCUGAUGAAAACGAAGCUUUCAACUAUGAUAAAGUCGUAAUACCGAAGGAUGAUGAGACAAGAAGGGCUCUGGAAGCCGUUAUGUGCAAGAAUAUUUUGUUUUCUCAUCUAGAGAAAGACGAGCAAAAAGCAAUAUUCGAUGCUAUGUUCCCAGUUGUGAAAAAUCGUGGCGAAGUGAUAAUUGAACAAGGGGAACAGGGAGAUAAUUUUUAUGUGGUUGAUUCUGGUGAGGUUGACAUUUUCGUGAACGCGGAAUACACGGGAUCCAUCAAAGACGGUGGAAGUUUUGGUGAGCUGGCUCUUAUAUAUGGCACUCCUCGGGCAGCAUCCAUUGUUGCGAAAUCAGAAGUCGUUAAAAUGUGGGCUAUUGAUCGUAUGACGUAUCGUAGCGUCCUUAUGGGAACUACAAUGCGUAAAAGGAAGCUUUAUGACGAAUUCCUUUCCAAAGUUCAAAUUCUUUCUGAUCUCGACAAAUGGGAAAGAGCAAAUGUAGCCGACGCGCUAGAACGCUGCGAUUUUGCGCAAGGGACGAGAAUUGUUGAACAGGGACAACCGGGAGAUGAAUUUUAUAUUAUUGUUGAGGGUGAAGCUGAUGUAUUGCAAAGAAGGAGUGAGGACGCGCCAUUUGAAAUUGUUGGUCAUCUGGGACCUUCCGACUACUUUGGUGAAAUCGCUUUACUACUUGACCGUCCUCGAGCUGCUACCGUUGUUGCAAAGACCCCGCUGACUUGCGUCAAAUUGGAUCGUGCACGAUUUGAACGAGUGAUGGGUCCUGUUCGGGAAAUCCUCAAAAGAGAUGUUCAAAACUAUAAUUCUUAUGUGAAGCUUAUGACCUAAAG
Messenger RNA from Enterobius vermicularis (human pinworm), 1125 nucleotides. NCBI's taxonomy places the organism in Eukaryota, Metazoa, Nematoda, Chromadorea, Rhabditida, Oxyuridae. The record is from the annotation of a GenBank genome assembly.